GAGAGCUCCACAGCCAGCAGCCAGUAUCACACGGCAGCCGAGCGCCGAACAGAGCAGUCCUUUUCCUUCCCUCUCUCUCUCUCUCUUUCUCUCUCUUUCUGUUUCUCUCUCUUUCUCUCCCGUGUGUACACACGCAGCACACACGGCGUAGCCUUGUUUUUUCUCGGUUUAGCCUUUGUGUCGUGUUGCAACAUACGUACAUAUCGUCGUCCUACGCGGCGUGCAAAAGCAUCAUGUGAGAAGGUGUGAGAGCUGCAGCAAGGAAGAGAAGCCUUGUCGUGGCGUGUGAUAAGAAACCCGGCGAGUGUGUGUUUGCCUGCGGGAGGAUGCGCGACCGGCGGCCGCGCAUGUGCGAACCUGGUUUUUAGUAUAUAUAAAGUGCCAAAAAAGAGGAAUAACGCACACGACGAACGAAUUUUCCUUCGUUGUGCGUGCGAAUGUGCGUGUUUCCUUGUGUGAGUAGUGUUUAUUGCGUACGGUGACGUGUUUUUUUUCAACAAAACAACACGAGAAGCUUUCUUUCGUCAGUUCGCGCUUUUUUUCUUUUGAUGUGGGAAUUGCCGACGACUACGACGUUGGAUUCGAGAUUUGGCUGAUUGAUGAGUAGAAACGACCGCAGGUCAAUUAUUAUGCGAAGAAGCCCUCGGGGCGCAACAAGAGUGACAGAGAGAAAGAGAAAUGUAAGAGACAGGCAGGACAUCGGGCAGAGGGUUGCACGCUACAUCUGCUUGGCAUGCGUAAACCAUGCACGCGCGCGCCAGAAAGUUUUGCCAAGGUCGAGAAAAACACGCGCGUCGUUACGGGAAACAUGUUCCGCCUGGUCGUCCUUUUCUUUUGCUCGCGGCGACAAUCGUGCCUGAGUCCCGGUAGUUAUUUGUACUGUCAACGGUAAAUUUAACUAUAACUGCUAGGAGACAAUCAAAUGAAGAGUGAUAUGUUAACCGAAGACAAUGACCCGACGAAACCAGCAGGGGUUUUAGACAAUGCUGGCAACGUGUCUUCGUCAACGGAGGCUUCGAUACAGCACCCUCGCAAUGCAAACAAUGAAACAGAAGUUAAGAAUGAGGUUCAGGACUGCCCAGAGUCAGAUAGCGUGCCAGGUGGCGAGUUGUACAUCGACGAGAAUGCAGAGGAGAAAGACCAAGAGUAUCCGGACUCGAUGGAGAAAGCCGACUAUGGCUCUCUUUACGGUGCCAAUCCUUACUACAAUAGUUUGUACAGCUCACCGUCUUACGGAAGUACAACCGCCUCGAAAAGUUCAUCGUCCUUACAAAGUUCGUACUUAGGUUCCUACACGACGCCGAGCUCGAUGACGCAGUAUUCCUCGUACGCCAGUUACAACAGUGGUACUACCACCUUCCCUACAGUUCCACAAAAUAUAUCCUCGGCUUCUCAAAAACUAGAUUAUACGGCUUACAGUACCUCGCUAUAUGGAAACGACAGGGUACCUCUACAGUAUUCCGGAUAUUAUCCAGUGCCCGGUUACCAUACGACGCCCACCUCAUUUAAUAUUAGUAACUUGAAUUUUGUCGAUUCAACGAAAUCAGCGUUGACGUUAGAUACGACUUCUCUCGACACAAGUGAUCUAACCGCGAGGGAAACCGCAAAUGUCGAAGGGAGCAGCGCGAAGCCCUGCAAACGUGGACGUCGCCAAAGCGGAAGCGGAAACAGUAUCGGCUCGGCGGACACUACUGAGGCAGGACCUGACCGGAUAUUCAUAUGGGACCUCGAUGAAACCAUAAUCGUAUUCCAAAGCCUGCUUACCGGACACUUCGCCACUACCCACAAUAAGGAGCCCACGAUACUCUCUCAGCUCGCUUACCGGAUGGAGGAGAUUAUCUUCUGGCUCGCCGACUCGCACUUCUUCUUCAACGACAUCGAGGUGAGCUGCAGGAUUAGUUUGCGCUCGCAGGACUGCGACCAGGCGCACAUAGACGACGUUUCGUCGGACGACAACGGCCAGGAUCUGUCGGCUUACAACUUCGCCACAGAUGGUUUUCAUUGCGAAGCUGCAAGUAACGGCAUCUGUUUACCCUCGGGUGUACGCGGCGGCGUCGACUGGAUGCGAAAGCUGGCCUUUCGCUAUCGCAAGAUCAAGGAGACUUACUGCAACUAUCGUAACAACGUUGGCGGACUUCUCGGGGCGGCAAAACGAGAGCAUUGGCUAAAUUUGAGGGCUGAAAUCGAGCAACAAACCGAAAAUUGGUUGACUAUCGCUGUCAAAUGUUUGUGUUUGAUUGGCAAGCGAAAUCAUUGCGUUAACAUACUUGUCACCUCGGACCAACUGAUACCCUCGCUCUCCAAGGUUCUGCUGUUCGGCCUCGGUGGACUCUUCCCCAUCGAGAACAUCUAUUCGGCCUCCAAAACCGGUAAAGAAAACUGUUUCGGUAGGAUAGUGGCAAGAUUCGGGCGCAAGUGCACAUACGUGGUUAUAGGCGACGGCUCCGAUGAGGAGGCAGCUGCGCGCACGCAUAACUUUCCUUUUUGGAGGAUAAAAAGUCAUUCGGAUAUGCAGGCGCUCUACAACGCCCUGGAAAUGGACUUCCUUUAACGUGCCGAAUUCAAUCGACAUGGAUUUAGUUGCAAUUUCAUUACAUACGUUUGGAUGAAAGCGAAGUACAAAAGUUUAUUCCUUCAUUCGUUUUUCAGUUUUAGAUUUUUUCAGGAAGUUAUCGACUUCGAGCCAAGCUAGCGAGUUUGGGUGAAACAGAUAAAUAGUGUCUCAUAGAUUAAUUUAUUUUUUAAAAACUAUGUACUGCAUUUUUUGUAUCGAAAAAGAACUAUUACGCAAAAUGCUUUUGUUUUUAUGAAGCUUUAAAUGGAAUAAUUUUUCUUUUAAGAAAUGAAUCAGCCUAGUUAUCAUAAAUAAGAAAAAGCGAAUGAUUAUAAUUUAAAGAUAAAUUUAUUUAUGCACGUAUAAGUUUUUAAAAUAGUUCAAGAACGUUAGAUUCAACGAAUUUCAUCGACAUUUUUUACGAAGAAAUUACAUGUCCAUAUAGUAUUUUCAUUCUCCAAGAAGUUUCGAUAAUUUAGCAAAUAAGAUGUUUUUGUUCUUUUAGUAAAUAAGUUUUGUACGUGUACGGCAGUGAAGCCAAAAAUUAAAAAUUUUAUAGGUCGUCGUAAUGGUCGAUCAUGAACUGACUUUGAGUCGAAACAAGUGAUAAAUGAAAAAAAUUGAAAGUAAAGUGAAAGUAAAAGAUUUAUAUAUUAAGGAAAACUUUCUAAAUAAAUGUGAAAAAAUAUUAGCGAGCUUCUAUACUUAUUUAUGUGUAUGAAAAAUAAGCGAGAGAGUAACAAAGGAGAGUGUAAUGCAAAAAUAGUACAUUACUUAACUGGUACGGGAAAGUAGAUUCUUGUGUCGUGUGAAGUUUAUGCCUGUGCGAAGCGAUGGUAGAAAGACACAUGAGAUAAGAAUUUUUUUUCCGAACAUGUUAGAUGCUUUCAACAUGUUGUUUUGACAACAUGUGGAAAGCACGAAUUUGAGCGCACGUUUUUCGCCGAGCAAUCAGAAAGUCGCACUUUCCGCACGGCAUGUUAAAAAAUUUUAGCCAAGCAAAAUAUCUUUGAUCAAACAUGUAAUGUACUUAAAAAAUCAAAGUUAACAGCAUUUAUACCAAUUCAUUUUUUUGUGAAUGCAACUAUGCGCUAUGUUAUUAUGUUAAUUCCUUUAUGAUUUUAUAAAAUAUUUUCGUUUGCAAUCUUUCUCCUUUGGCGACAAAUCAUAAAAACUAUAUAAAUUUAAACCGUUUAUUUAAUUAAUUUUUAUAAUAUGGAAAUUUUACUUUUUAAUUUGUUAUGCACAAAUCAAACUGAAAAAAACAUUUUAAACUAUGUGAAGUGCAACAUUCCAUAUAAUGUACA
Messenger RNA from Phymastichus coffea, 3861 nucleotides. It is a transcript of the gene eya, whose product is annotated as eyes absent homolog 4. NCBI's taxonomy places the organism in Eukaryota, Metazoa, Arthropoda, Insecta, Hymenoptera, Eulophidae. Gene Ontology annotation, cellular component: nucleus. Gene Ontology annotation, molecular function: protein tyrosine phosphatase activity. The record is from RefSeq and is a predicted model, not a curated record. The transcript has 10 exons. Gene Ontology annotation, biological process: positive regulation of DNA repair; negative regulation of extrinsic apoptotic signaling pathway in absence of ligand; cell differentiation. The coding region runs from base 923 to 2551 and encodes 542 amino acids.